AUGUUUAAAUAUUACCCGAAAACAAUUCAUUUCUUUGGAAUUGGGGGCGGAUCUUCCGAUGUGAGAUUGUAUGCGAAUGAAACGUUUGAUUGGUCUGAUCCUCUCUCCCUCCGCUCACGAAUCCUAGUAGCUGGGGGCGGCGGGGGCUCCGAGUGGCCUAAUUCUCGAGGUGGCCACGGCGGCGGUCUUGAAGGAGGAAAAGGAUACUCUAAUUGUCAAUCCGUACUUCGAACCGAUUGUCCUAACUCAAUUUCAGGAGGAGGAACACAGAUUGCCGGUGGAAGUGCUGCUCCUACAUUUCGAAAUUUAGUUGGUUAUCCUGGAUUGUUUGGAAUUUCUCCUGUGAAUUAUACUUCUAUUGAUAUAGGAGGGAUUGGAGGAAAUGGAUAUUAUAGUGGUGGAUCAAUCGAUUUAGCAGGCGCUGGUGGUGGAGGAAGCUCUUUUAUUUCAGGAUAUGAAGGUUGUGUAGCUUUAAAUAGCUCUCUAAACGAAAAUCCGAGUCCGACAAGAUCAUCAAUACAUUAUUCCGGAAUAAAGUUUUUUAAUCCGAUAAUGAUCCAAGGUAAUAACGAUAUGCCUCUGUAUUAUCAAUCUAGUACCGACAAAUGGUCUAUUGGAAACAAGAAUCGAGGCGCGAUACGGAUCACAAUUAUUAGUUUAAAAAAAUGCACAUGUUUGGCAAAGUACCAAAUUACCUGUUCAUUACUUUUUGUCACAUUAGCUAAUUUGGUUCUUUGA
Messenger RNA from Trichomonas vaginalis G3, 738 nucleotides. Its product is annotated as glycine-rich protein family. NCBI's taxonomy places the organism in Eukaryota, Parabasalia, Trichomonadida, Trichomonadidae. The record is from RefSeq and is a predicted model, not a curated record. The transcript has a single exon. The coding region runs from base 1 to 738 and encodes 245 amino acids.